CGAGGAACAAGUCACGAAAGCUUGCAAAUAUCUAUCCGUUGUCACGGAAUGUCUGUAGCAUCUUCGAGUUCCGGUCUGCAGAGUCUAUCCUGUCUCAAACAUUGAUAUGAAAAAAUUGGAUAAUAUACAAGUCAGGAUCGAGGAGCCCGAUAUUGAUCGAGGAUCGCGAUGCUGUCUGUAUCAAAAAAGUUAAUUUUCGUGAAUGCUGAAUUACCUAGGUUCAAUCACCGAUCGGUUCUUAUAUGAACCAUUCCGCAUAUCGAAACCAGUCCUCUCAAUGCUACAACGAUUGCCAGCAGAGGGCUUUCAGAGAGCCAGUGAGUCACUCAGUACAUGGGACGGUGAACUUUCGAAUUACCCGAAGGUGAGAUCAGCAAUUUCAGGUAUCUGCAAUUUGUUAGAUUGUCGGCAGAUGAGGCGUGGGCAGGUGUAUAAUCUCAGUCUUUUGCGCUAGCUCGAUGGACAGAUAGUGACAGUAGCUGGAAAAUCUAGUGAAGCAUGGGAGCAGCACAGGGUUGAUCGCUCUUUCUGGGGUCGAGGGUCGUGGCUCACUCCACCUACUAUCAGUGCAUGGAUGACAUAUCUUCGUUACCUGUUGAGGAAUCUACUGUGGAUAGCAGUUCCCUUGAUUACAAUCGCCUGAUCAGAAUCACCACUGCAGAAUACCGUCGUUGCCAAGAUGCCGUCUGAUAGCGUUCGACAGGGACGAAUGUCUCCUAGCAAUACAACAACAACGAAGAGUCAGUCAGGUUCGGAAGAUAUAUAAUGUAUGGACACGCAUUGAGGACGAGCAUUAUUAGCUUAUAAUAUUGGAUCUAAUCUACCCGCUUGCAUGUCACAAUCACGAGAGUACGACAACAGUGGGCGAUCAUGACAGCCCACCACGGUACCUUAGACAGAUGAAAGGUACAGCGGGUUAGAGAGAUGGUACGAGUACUUGGACUGGGAGUUUCGUUGCCUUGAAAGAGGCAAAGUGAGUAUGGUGGAAAGAAGCGAAAUAGUGUUUAAAAUUCCGGGAAUAAGAAGGUUCUUUCACCGCACGAGAGGUUGUUGUUUUGUUCAAGGUAGGGCUACACUCUAGAGUCGAAGGCAUGAAGGGAAGAUUCCUACAUAAUGCACAUGGAUCGAAACAUGUUUGGUACAUCUCCCAUAACUCCCCCUCACUCCUUCCGAAUAUAUUUCUAUAUGUUUUCUUUCCAAUGCAUAUCCUCUCAUUACAGUCAGCCAAGCCUCUAGUGAUCUGUCUUGGUUUUCCCGUUCUGGGUUUACGGACUUUUUCUUUUCGAGAGCGGCGGUUAGUCUCUUAACCGGUACAAAUUCUUGUUCGUUAGGAUCGGAUACAUUGGUGAUAUUUUCAUCUACAGUCCCAGCAGCUGUGCGCCAUGAGUUUAUGCAUCUAUUGUGAAGUUACUCGUGUUCGCUCAGUCAAUUCCAAUAUGUAGAGGAAUAUAUUGAGGGAAUUCUCACUCUCUCUCACACAGGCUUUCUUGCAUUCAUAUUCUUCCCUUACUAUCGUUGACACCGGC
This is a messenger RNA of Marchantia polymorpha subsp. ruderalis, 1526 nucleotides long. The record is from the annotation of a GenBank genome assembly. Lineage: Eukaryota; Viridiplantae; Streptophyta; Marchantiopsida; Marchantiales; Marchantiaceae.